Rodentolepis nana is the source of this 276-nucleotide messenger RNA. NCBI's taxonomy places the organism in Eukaryota, Metazoa, Platyhelminthes, Cestoda, Cyclophyllidea, Hymenolepididae. The record is from the annotation of a GenBank genome assembly.
AUGCUAGACGAUGCGACUCAACCAUGGGGCGUAAAGGUGGAACGUGUUGAAGUACAGAAAACGGCUUCAGCAGAGACAUCAUCCAUUUUAUUAUCUCAAGCGGAUCAAUUGAACUCGAAUAGUCGGGCACAACAAUUAACCGCAGCCCUGUUGCCUCUUCAGAGUGAAUGCGAAUCCAUUAUGAAAGAGAAUAAUGCACUCACGGCGGAGCUUGUUGGUCUUCAAAAGAGGCGCAUUGCUCUGGAAAUUCUCCUGGAACGACUGACACCACUUUGA